Molecule: messenger RNA, 892 nt
Organism: Cyprinodon tularosa
Lineage: Eukaryota; Metazoa; Chordata; Actinopteri; Cyprinodontiformes; Cyprinodontidae
Product: urokinase plasminogen activator surface receptor-like
Exons: 5
Coding region: 92-721 (209 amino acids)
Source: RefSeq, a predicted model, not a curated record
GACUAAGAGACGAGCCCUUCCUAGAUUAGCGUCAUGUACAGAUGUGUUCUUUACUGACCAAAGUAUAAUUUGCCUCUGUACCAGCAGCAAAAUGUUUCUCUUUACAUUGACUCUUGGGCUGUUGUUUAUCCCAAAAGCUGACACCCUGACAUGUCAUGAGUGUGUACGGGACGGUUUCUCUAACGGCUGUACUGAACAGGGAACAGCAGCAUGUUCCACACAGAACCAUCACUGUAUAGCAGGCAGAGUAUACACAUUCUAUGAUUUUGGGGUACUUGCUAAUAUCCCAUACAGAGGUUGCUCUCUGCCGGAAGAAUGUUUUGAGGGGACCCUCAACUUUGGACAUACCAAAGGUGUGCUAAACAGCACAUGCUGCUCUACAGAGCUCUGUAACAACCAAUAUCCUGAUGCUGUUUACAACGCCAUUCCAAAUGGCAAAAAGUGCUUUACCUGUGAUUCACACACUUGCAAUAAAACACUUACUUGUAAUGGGGAUGAAGACUACUGUGCUGAAUCAAAAGUAGGUGAUAGUGGACCAAGUUCAACACUGAAGGGCUGUGUGUCCAAGGUGCUGUGCUCUGAUAAAUCAAUUUUACUGGUAGAACAGUUAACAGGAUUAAAGAUUAGCUGCUGUCAGGGGGACUUCUGCAACAGCGCCAACAGUGGAAGUCCCAUCGUGCUGCUCUUGUUGGUGCCACUGUUGUCUUCCAUUUCAAUUUAACUUACAGAAACAGUGUCAUUGCUGCCAAGUUUUCCUUUUCACCAAAAAGUUUAAUUCAUUUGACAAAUCUAUUACCCUCCCUUUAGGUAAUUUAUUAGAAAUAUUAAGUUUGGUCUUUCUAAAUAAAAUUAUUUAAAAAAAUCUUUCUGUGUAUCAUCUGUUUAAUCUUAA